Molecule: messenger RNA, 3993 nt
Organism: Scatophagus argus
Lineage: Eukaryota; Metazoa; Chordata; Actinopteri; Scatophagidae
Gene: tbc1d23
Product: TBC1 domain family, member 23
Exons: 19
Coding region: 114-2204 (696 amino acids)
Biological process (GO): embryonic brain development; retrograde transport, endosome to Golgi
Cellular component (GO): trans-Golgi network
Source: RefSeq, a predicted model, not a curated record
CCAUCUUUGAUAAAUCACUAUCCUAGCGCGCCCCCGACGUUCUUAUUAUUGACAGCACUGCGCGACAGAUCGGUCGAGUUGACGGCGUUUGACGUAACAUCGUCACCAGAACAAUGGCGGAUGCCGUGGAGGAAGCUUUUCCGGGCAGUUGGGACCAGGAUCUAGCUGAGGCUCUGGACUCCGGCGGCUCUGAUAUGGAGACGGAAAGAGGCAUCAUCCAGGUUCAGGAGCAGUCAGCUCAACACAGGGCCAAGAUGUGGAAGAUUGCUUUAAAUGUCUCUGGAAAAGGAGACAGCCUCUCACCGUGGGACGGUGUCCUCGAUUUACCAGAACAGACCCUCAUUCACAACCGCAGUCAGCAGCUGAUUGACCAGCUGGGAGUGUCAGAGGAGGAGAGGAGUAAUUUGGCGUCCGAUGUCGAGUCAGUCAUCACUUUCUACUGCAAGUCCCGCAACAUCUCUUUCACCCCGGAGCUAAGCUGGCCUCACCUGCUCAAACCGCUGCUGGGGCUUCAGCUUCCCCGCAGCGACCUCUACAACUGCUUCUACGCUUUCAUGAACAAAUACAUCCCCAGGGACUGCGUGCCAAACGGCCGACCCUUCCACCUGUACAGACUGCUGCUGCAGUACCACGAGCCAGAGCUUUGCUCUUUCUUGGACACCAAAAAGAUCACACCCGACUCCUACGCCAUCAACUGGAUGGGCAGUCUGUUUUCCAGCAGCUGCCUUCCUGAAGUUACCCAGGCCCUGUGGGAUUUCUACCUCCAGCAGGCUGACCCCUUCCUCAUCUUCUUCCUCAUGCUCAUCAUCCUCGUCAAUGCCAAAGAGACCAUCCUUGCACAGGAAGGAAACAGCAAAGAGGACAUCAUAAAAAUGCUGGAAACGUCUCCUUCUCUCCUGGAAUCUGAGGAUAUUGAAGAUUUGUUUUCUCUGGCCCAGUAUUACCAGAGCAAGACCCCUUUGUCGCUGAGAAAGAUGAACCAGAAUCUGUUUGGUAGCAGCCUGGUGGCACUGAAAGAGGAGGACACUGACCUGAGUCAGGCGCUGUGUCUCCCCGUGUCGGUCCCUGAGAUCCUGCAGGCCAACCAGCUGCAGCAGGAUGGGGUCCGUUUCUUCGUGGUGGAUUGUCGGCCUGCAGAGCAGUACAACUCUGGGCACCUGUCCACUGCUUUCCACCUGGACUCCGACCUGAUGCUCCAGAACCCGUCUGAGUUUGCUCUCUCUGUGAAGUCCCUCUUGGAGGCUCAGAAGCAGUCCCUGGAGUCCGGCUCCAUCGCCAGCGGAGAGCAUCUGUGCUUCAUGGGCAGUGGGAGGGAGGAGGAGGACAUGUACAUGAACAUGGUGCUGGCACAUUUUUUGCAGAAAAACAAAGAAUAUGUCAGCAUUGCUAAAGGAGGUUUCAUGGCCCUCCAGAAGCAUCUGGUAGACAUGAACGUGGAGGGUCUCGACUCUUCGUACGUCCACUGGAUCGUCAGCACGUCAGGAUCUCACAGCAGCCUCAGCUCUGCCGAUGGCGAGUCACUAAGUAGCCCUGGAGACAGCAAAGGUGUCAAGUCUUUGGUCAACAAAAUGACGUUUGCUCUCAAGUCCAAGUCAGUAAAUGUGAAGGAGAAGAUGAUCAGCUUCAUCGAGAAUACCUCCACCCCUGUGGAAAGAAUAUCUUUCAAUCUGCCAUGGCCAGAGAAGGUGACUCCAGAUCGGCACGUGAGCAGCAGCGACCGUGUUGGCAAACCUUAUCGUGGGGUGAAGCCUGUGUUCAGUAUUGGUGAUGAAGAGGAGUACGAUACAGAUGAGAUUGACAGCUCAUCCAUGUCAGACGACGACAGGAAGGAGAUUGUCAACGUUCAGACCUGGAUAAACAAACCAGAUGUAAAGCAUCACAUUCCAUGUAAUGAGGUGAAAGAAACCGGUCACAUGUUCCCCAGCCACUUAUUGAUCACAGCGACUCACAUGUACUGUCUACGGGAGAUCGCUUCAAGGAGAGGCUUCGCCUACAUUCAGUCCAGACAAGCACUGAACUCUGUGGUGAAGAUCACAUCCAAAAAGAAGCACCCAGAACUGAUAACAUUCAAGUUUGGCAGCAAUAACUCAGCUGGAGUCGAGAUAUCAGCAGUUGAGAGAUAUUUGAUACCAAAUGCAGGCGACGCCACCAAGGUCAUUAAGCAGCAGAUCAUGAAAGUCCUAGAUGCUCUGGAGAGCUCGUAAAGGAAGAUGACGGGGUCGUGAUGGCCUGCCGUGACAAAAACUGUAAGAAGAUGCUCUGUUUGCCAAGAGUGAAACCUUCUCCUGCUCUCCCUCCUGGACAGAUCCAGUGCAGUGUUGACUGUGAAGCCCGUGUUGUCUAUGUUUGGGACAUGGGGACACACUGCUGACUGCAGCCCUGUGGGACAGGCUGUGUGUGAUGAAAUACUUAGGUGCUCCGUAGUCAUCCAGUCAUCCUCUUCUACUAAUUUAAACAAUAUUAGUUAUGUAUGUUUUUCUUUAUUACUAAUUGCAAUUCCACUAUGGCAACUUCCCUCUGGCCUUAACGUAGCGUACUGACUGAUCUGUUCAAUCAUUACAUGACUACAUGACCUUUUCCUUUGACUCAGCUCUAACACAUUUGUUUUGUAUUGCAGCUCAGUCUCUUAAUUUGUUCUUCUUCUGUAGAUUUAAUAAUCGCGGUUCUGCUCUAACAAGACCCACCCCCCCCCCCAAAAUAAAUGAGCAGUGCUGGCGCAUGAGGCAGGUUUCCUACCGCACCAUCUGUUUUUGAUAACUCUUAUUUUCCAGCAGGCAGCCUUAAAUAGACAUUAUUUGAGGACAUUUAUAAAUAUGUGAUGUAAAUAUUGUGUUAAUUGCUCUGUAUCAGUUCAGACCUUUGACCUUGUCAUUUUGAAAGCAUAUCCUGAUAGUACCAGUCCCCUUUCUUAGAAUAAGGAGUAGGCCUUUUACAGUUUCUGGGAGAUACUUUAUUCUCUGCUUUUUCAUAUAAUAAUGAAUAAACCUCAUUUCAUAGCAAAGUGAUGUAGCUCUCUGUAAGCCCCUCUGGAAUACAUGAGUAUUACAACAGUUAUUGUUGUUAUUAAGCGCCUGAGCACCUCAGUAUUUUUCCAUCCCAUUCAAAUUCAGUAUGUUAAUUAUUUUCUGAGGUAAUUUAAUAAAAAUGUCCAAGUGAAAUGGUUAUGUUAACAUCUGGAUGGCUGUUACCUUCCUGAAGCAACACCGUGCUAACUUCUACUUAUUCAGAAAGUAAAGGACUGUGCUUUGCACUUUAAAGCACAGCUUUGAAAGGCAUGAAAAGAAAAUGUGUAAAAAGUAAAGUCAUUAUAUGUCUGUGUUUUCAAAUCAGUCUGUCUACUCCAUUGUAUUAGUGGAAGCUAAGCAGUUUGGGUUUGUUUGCCGCUGUUGCCUUGGGCCUCAUGCCUGUGAUGUGUGAUAUAGGCACCAGCACUGGCAACAUAUCACAGUAUAUUGCUACUUCUUCUCUGACAUUUACUUUGUUUUGGACAUUUCCUUGCUGCGUUCUUUCUUACUUAUUCAUUUGCUUUGAAGUCCAGUUGUAUAGGCAGCCUGGGUUUAAGUGUCAAAGCCUUUAAAGUGAUGCAGCACCUUCCUGACAGCUCCGGUUAAAACUUGUGUCCAGAGAAGGUUGUAUUUUGUUUUUACACUAAAAUGAAAUGAGGGGAGAGUUGGGUGUAAAAUAUAUAUGGCACAUUUAAAAUAUGGGCAACAGAAACCAAAACUUGAAGACUAACGAAUCUGGUCUUUUUUUCAUUCCAGUCUUUCAUAGCCUUCCUGUGUAAUCCAUGCUUUGUGUUGUAAUUUUGUGAUAUUCUUCAGUACUGACUGAAACAUCCUUGACUGGGAGUCUUUAUAUUACUGUAACAUCACUGGCAAAGGAUAUCACCACUAGUCGAAAUGCAACAUGUCUCAAGUGUAAUUUGCACCUUAAUGUACUGCUAUUAUUUUCUAAACAUUUCUGUUUUUAAUAAAUGGAGAUUAUUCGACUGCA